This is a messenger RNA of Phalaenopsis equestris, 1131 nucleotides long. RefSeq names its product peptide chain release factor PrfB2, chloroplastic. NCBI's taxonomy places the organism in Eukaryota, Viridiplantae, Streptophyta, Magnoliopsida, Asparagales, Orchidaceae. Gene Ontology annotation, biological process: translational termination. The record is from RefSeq and is a predicted model, not a curated record. The transcript is spliced from 4 exons. The annotation marks the transcript as partial. Gene Ontology annotation, cellular component: cytoplasm. Gene Ontology annotation, molecular function: translation release factor activity, codon specific.
GUUCAAGCCGGAGCUGGUGGUACAGAAAGCAUGGACUGGGCUUCCAUGGUUCUUAACAUGUAUAUCAGUUGGGCUAAACGCCAUGGUUAUGAGGUUAUGGUUGUGGAUGAAAUGCCUGGUGAGAUAGCAGGAAUCAAGCGUGCAACAAUCAAAGUAGAUGGAGAAUUUUCUUUUGGUUAUGCGAAAGCCGAAGUUGGGGUGCAUAGAUUGGUACGGAUCUCACCAUUUGAUACCGGGAAGCGUCGCCAUACUUCUUUUGCCGCUGUAGCUGUAAUACCAAUCUUAAACGAUGGACCAUCCCGCUUUCAAAUUAAGGAUUCAGACCUUCGAAUUGAAAGAUUUCGUGCAAGUGGUGCAGGUGGCCAGCAUGUUAAUACAACUGAAAGUGCUGUGAGGAUUGUACACAUUCCCACAGGAAUAUCUGCUACAUGCCAGAAUGAAAGGUCCCAACACCAAAACAAAGCGGCGGCGAUGGCUGUUCUUCAGUCUCGGUUAGAUCAACUCGAGGCUGCUCGUCAGGCACAAAUGAAUGCCGAGCACACGGAGUCUCUCACUGAUAUCAGCUGGGGAAACCAGAUAAGAUCUUAUGUUCUUCACCCAUACCGGAUGGUGAAAGAUCUCCGAACAAAUUACGAAGUUUCUGACCCUGAUUCUGUUUUAGAGGGAGAUAUUGAUGGCUUUAUUUUGAGUUUCCUUUCUUCAUCUCUUGAUAAGGAGGAAGACAGCUUGUAACCAAGGCCAACUGCUGUUCCUAAUUGCACCUCACUGGUGGCAGUUGGAUGUUGGAAUCAAGCUUUGUUGUGCCUUCCGAAGAUCUGUGAUUGGUGCAGUUGGAUCUGAUUGUUGAACAACCUGCAAUUUAUAUGGGAUAGGCUCAAGAACUGAGCAUUACCAUUGAGUUAGCCAAUGAUUGUGAUAUAGGGGCUGGUUGAUUGUUAGUAUUCGGAAGGCAUGUAUUUAAAGAAUACAGUGCGAGAAACCAGGACAGUAUAUUAUUUUGAUUGAUUGGUUUAGUUGGAUGUAGAAUAUGUUGAGGGAUAUAAAAUAUGGUGUAGAGUUUAAGCUGGCUCGUGAGAUGGCUUAUUAUGUAAUUUGGAACGAUUCGGAUUCAAGCUGUUUGUUGUGAUAAAA